GGUUUGACCAGGGCUUGAGCUUUCACCCUGGGACUCUACACAAUGUAGUUGGUUUGGGGGUUCUGGCCCAUUAGCGUCCUCUACGUGAGUCAACUGGAGACUGGCUGCUUUCCACGGAGACCUGGUGAGCCUCCAUUGAUAAAAGGUUGGCUUCCUUACUUUGGACAGGCCCUGAAAUUACAAAAAGAUCCCAUAGGUUUCAUGAAAACUCUUCAAAAGCAACAUGGGGACACUUUCACUCUUCUCCUAGGAGGAAAGUACAUAACAUUUAUUAUGGAUCCUUACCAGUACCCAUUCGUGAUGAAAAAUCACAAAUUAAGCUUUAAAGUGUUUAGUAAGAAUAUAAUAAGGAAAGCAUUUUCCAUCCAAAAGUUCAUGACCAGUGAGCUGAACAAUGAACUUCGUGACUGCUAUCAACUUUUACAAGGGAAAUCGUUGGACACACUGAUGGACAACAUGAUGCAGAAUCUACAAGAAGUCUUUGAACACCAACUAUUUAAAACCACAAAUUGGGACGUGACACACCUGUUGACAUUCUGCACCUCAGCUGUAUUUGAGGCUACAUUUACAACCAUAUAUGGAAAAUUCCUUGGUGCUGAUAGGAAAAAACUUAUCACUGAACUUAAAGAAGAUUUUUUAAAAUUUGAUAACAAAUUCACACAUUUAAUAUCAGACGUACCUAUUGAGCUUCUAGGAAAUACCAAGUCUAUUCAGAAGAAACUCAUAAAAUGCUUGACAUCAGAAAAGUUAGCUAAAAUACAGGGAUGGUCAGAAAUUGUUCAAAUGAGGCAAGAUAUCCUGGAGAAAUACUAUACAUCCAAGGACGUUGAAAUAGGAGCACAUCAUUUAGGCUUUCUCUGGGCCUCUGUGGCGAACACUAUUCCAGCUAUGUUCUGGGCGAUGUAUUACCUUCUACGGCACCCAGAAGCUAUGGCAGUGCUGCGUGACGAAAUUGACCAUUUGCUGCAGUCAACAGGUCAAAAGCAAGGGUCUGGAUUUUCCAUCCACCUCACCAGAGAACAAUUGGACAGCCUGGUCUACCUAGAGAGCACCAUUCUCGAAGCUUUACGACUGUGCUCAUUUUCAAGCAUCAUUCGUUAUGUUGAAGAGGAUUUGACUCUACCUUCAGAGACCAGGGACUACUUUCUGCGCAAGGGAGACCUGAUAGCCAUCUUUCCUGCAGUCUUGCACCAGGACCCUGAAGUCUUUGAAGCUCCAGAGGAGUUUAGAUUUGACCGUUUUGUAGAAAAUGGUAAGAAGAAAACCACCUUUUUCAAAAGAGGGAAAAAGCUGAAGUUUUAUCUACUGCCCUUUGGAUUGGGAGCCAGCAAAUGCCCAGGCCGAUUUUUGGCAGUUAUUGAAAUAAAGCAAUUGCUGAUUAUACUUUUAACUUAUUUUGAUUUAGAGAUAGUGGACGACAAACCUAUACAACUAGACAAGGGCCGCUUCUUACUUGGUAUUCAGUACCCAGAUUCUGAUGUUUUAUUUAGAUACAAAGUCAAAUCUUAAAGAAGCUAAAAAGAAAGAAAUCUAUCAAAACCAACCUAAAUAUCCUCAGCUCAGUUGUGAUUUUAACUUCUGCAAAUGUCAUUGCUUUGCUUUGUUAUUUAAAAAGUGCCAAUUUUUUAUUUGAUCUGAGAUCAGUCCAGUUUGUACUUGAUCACAAAACCCAGCAGAAAAUAAAACAGAAUGGGGGCAUGAAAAUGGACAUCAAAAUCAACAUAUAAUAAACUUAAAAUAGCUUUUUGAAGUUUCUACCUAUUAUCUUCACCUGUCAUAGUAAAUAGACAGUAAUAGACUUAACACUGUGGGAUUUUUUUUUUUAAAGUCACUCAAAUUCUUCUCUCAUAUAUAAAUACACACUUUAUGCACUACUGGAAAUGGACGCAUUCUAACAACUUCCAAAUUCUCAGAGAAGAGGGAAAUUAAAUUUCCGUGAGAUAGACGGGGUGAAAAUGUUCCCUUCACAUAUAAUAUUAAUAAUAUCUGUAUUGCCAGGGUGCGUUUGCCUUAAAUGAGUUUUGCAGUAGAUUAAAUACUUCAACUUCACUUCAAUAUUUAAUCAUCCAUAAAUGCUCUUUAUUACUUUGUAUACUAUGACUCAAUAGAACACAAUUUCUUGUUCUAUAAGACCACUCAGAUUCAAGUUAGAUACUGAUAAGAUUUAAUGUAUAAGAACACACAAAAACUAUUAUAUAUUCAGCAGUUGCCCUACACGUUAGUGUUAGGUUUAUUGUAGAAGCAAAUGUUGAAAUCAUUCCAGGAUUGAUUGCAGCAUUUGGCUUUAGUGUGAACUAUAAGGGUUCUGCCAGUAUUGCAAUUAAGUCUUUCCUAAAUGCUUUUCUUUACAUAAACUGAGAAACUAAAUAGCAAUAUUUGUUCUUAACACCUCACCUUUUAGACUUGGAGUUUAUUUGUAUGAUCCUGAAUUACAACAUUAUAUAAUUAUUAUACUUAAUAAUUAUACCUAGUUACUAAGCUUAAUUUCAUACACUACAAUGCAGCAUUGUGUCCAUGAUUGAAAGAUUUCUAACAUCAGAUGCCAAGUGAUUGGCAUCUGACAUAAAUGAUAAUGUUUCUAUAUAAACAGGCAAAGCAGGUGAUGAAACCCAGGUAAUUCAUGCUGCACUGAUUGGAACUCUCAUGCUUCAGAAAUGUCCUAUUGUUUUAAAAAGGAAAUUAAUUUUAAAAAUAACAUUAUAAAAUACUUACCUUACUAAGUACAUAGAUUUGCUAGCAUUUAUUUUCUCCUUCCUGAAGUACGUGCUCUAAAUAUUCCUUAGAGAAGGUCUGCUGGUCUAAACUCUAUUUUUGCUUAGUUGACGAUGUUUUCAUUUUUGCCCUCCGUCUGAAACCACGAUCUUACUAGGUGCACACAUAUAAGUCGAGAGUUAUUUCUUCAUAGGGCUUUGAAGAUAUUGCAUGUUCCGAAGACUUCCAUUGUUAUUAUCAGUCAGUUUAAUUACUCGGUAGGUGGCCUGCGUCUUCUCUCUGACAGCUUUAAUAUGUUCUCUUUGCUUUGAUGUUGUAAGUUUCUUUCUAUUUGUCAUGCUGUGAUACUUGAGUCAGAAUAUGUGUUUUUCAUCAAGUAUGGAAUAUUUUCAGCCAUUAUCUCUUUGAAUAUUACCUCUCUCGGGCUCUGUAUUAGAUCCUUUCACUCUAUACUCCAUGUUGUUUGACUUUUUCUCCCCAUAUUUUGUAUAUCUAAUUUAUAUUCUAAGUAAUUUCUUUAGAUCUCUCUUCUAGUUUCUUCUCUGUAUCUACAAGUAAUUGGCUCUUUAACUCAUCCACUAUGUUUGUUUCUUCCUUCCUUUUAUUUUAAUCUCUGGUUCAUAGGCUGAGUAAUCAUAUUCCUUAUACCUCUUAGUUCAUAGUACAUAAUUAUAAUUGGUCCAAACAAGGCCCCUCUGGCUUUAUUUACUUAUUCUAUUUUAUACCUAACCCGCACUAUCAUACUCCUCCCCAUUGUGCGCAAACAUUCUAAAGUGUUUGAUGUUUAUCUUUUUAUGAAAUAUAUAUUAUCAUCUUGGGUGCAUUUUUUUAAUUUACAUAAAUGUAUUUUCUAUAAAUCUGAUCCUUCUUAAUUUUCUUACAAAGCUCUACGUUUUUACAGACAUAUACAUAUUGCUUUACAUACGAGGUCAGGCAAUUACGUUCGUGAACUCAUCCUAGAAAAAGUGGUACAUACUUCUUUGCUGAAUAUCAUUAUGGUCACCUUCCAAGUACUCCCCUUGGGAAGUUAUGCUCCAAUGUGAGCACGUAGUCAACCCUUUAAAGCAAUUUUGGAACUCUUUUUCUGGAAUGGUCAUCAGAGCUGUCGUCGUACUACCCUUGAUGUGCUGAAUGUCAUCAAAAUGUCUUCCUUUCAAUAUUUCCUUUAUCUUUGGGUA
Messenger RNA from Rhinolophus ferrumequinum (greater horseshoe bat), 3890 nucleotides. Its product is annotated as cytochrome P450 7B1. The coding region runs from base 202 to 1509 and encodes 435 amino acids. Gene Ontology annotation, biological process: bile acid biosynthetic process; cholesterol homeostasis. The record is from RefSeq and is a predicted model, not a curated record. Gene Ontology annotation, molecular function: iron ion binding; heme binding; oxidoreductase activity, acting on paired donors, with incorporation or reduction of molecular oxygen. Lineage: Eukaryota; Metazoa; Chordata; Mammalia; Chiroptera; Rhinolophidae. The transcript has 6 exons.